CCAUAGAUCGUACUUCCGGUCGUACGUUGUUUAGGUCGAGCUGUUGAGGUAGACAGGAAAGCUAUGCUGAGGAAAAAAUAAUUUAAAAUCGUAUUUAGGGGCGCUUUGAACGUGGGAUUACGAUUUAUUUAAUGAUGACAGAUAACUUUAGUUUUUGUUACCAAAAUGUUGUGAGAAAAUGCAAUAAUUUUUUCAUGAAAGGCUCAUCAUGGGAGGAGUGCUUAGGACUUUAUGUGGAGAAAGUGCAGGUGGGAGUUGUACGUAAGGAUAUAGUCGAGAAGCUUGUGCAGUUCCCUGAUAUAUUUGAGGUUGUGAAGGCUGACAGUGAAGGGAAUGAAAAACCACCUGGUGUCUACCUGUCACAAUACUUGCUGCUACCUGAAGACAGAACAAAAGCACUGGAUCAUGUAAUGAGAGUACUCAGGCAACAAGAUGAACUAGUUGCUCUGAGAGGAUGGCGAGAUGAGAUGUACAACGUUAUGAGGACAUUUUCAGGCCGACCCUACUUUCAGGUGGAGCGAGCUGCAUCAUCUUUGAUUGGUGUGAUGACAUAUGGGGUGCACAUCAAUGGCUAUACAUACAGUCCAGAUGGAAAGCUGAUGAUGUGGAUUGGUCAUAGGUCCAAAAGCAAACCUACGUACCCGGACAUGUAUGACAACAUGAGUGCUGGCGGGUUGACAGCAGGCCUGUCAGUGAUGGAGUGUGCAUUAAAAGAAUGCUCAGAAGAAGCAGCAGUGCCAGAUGAGCACCUAAAACACCUGAAACAAGUUGGACUUGUUAGUUGCUGUUAUGAGAAUGAAAAAGGAGUGUUUCCGGAGAACUUGUUUGUCUUUGAUCUUGAGUUGCCUGCAGAUUUCAAACCAGUGAACAGAGAUGGUGAGAUGGACACUUUCUACCUCCUGCCACUGGACAAGGUCAAAGAACUGAUCAUUGGGGAUGGCUUCAAACCCAACUGUGCAUUAGUCAUACUUGACUUUUUUAUUCGACAUGGCAUCAUUACUGCAGACUCUGAGCCUAACUACUGCUUAUUAGUUGAGCAGCUUCACGUUCCUCUGCAGACCAUUUUUUCCAAAUUUGACAAGCAUCAGUUCUGUAUACCAACAUAAGUUUUACAUUUGUAGUAUUUGUUGCACUUGCUGCUUCUAUGGAGAAAGAAUUCUUGAGUAUGGCUGACUUGUAUAAUCAGAGAAAAAGAUGAUAUUAAAACAAAGAAAAAAUGUG
This is a messenger RNA of Pomacea canaliculata, 1221 nucleotides long. RefSeq names its product nudix hydrolase 20, chloroplastic-like. Lineage: Eukaryota; Metazoa; Mollusca; Gastropoda; Architaenioglossa; Ampullariidae. Gene Ontology annotation, molecular function: 8-oxo-dGDP phosphatase activity. Bases 132 to 1106 code for a protein of 324 amino acids. The transcript is spliced from 8 exons. The record is from RefSeq and is a predicted model, not a curated record.